Messenger RNA from Exaiptasia diaphana, 1246 nucleotides. RefSeq lists its product as uncharacterized. The transcript has 3 exons. The coding region runs from base 1 to 1077 and encodes 358 amino acids. The record is from RefSeq and is a predicted model, not a curated record. Lineage: Eukaryota; Metazoa; Cnidaria; Anthozoa; Actiniaria; Aiptasiidae.
AUGGCUAGCAAAAAAGUAACAUCCAAGGAAAAAGAUUCUGAUGUCUACACUGAAACUCUUGAAGGUUAUGUUCAUUUACUAAGUCCAAUAAAGACUGCUGCAAAUUCUGCUAAAACGAACUAUUUUGACUGCAAGCUUCAAACUGGGCAAGAAGAAUCCUUGCGAUUGGUCUGUUAUUCACCACAAAAACGAGAAAGUCUUCAACAGGCAUAUAUAAAUAAGUCUCCUGUCAAAAUUGUUGGUACUAAGAAGAACAGCAAGAAACGAUUCAACACAGAUAUUGACGAAUAUUCUGUAUCAAAAUAUGCAAAAGUUACACCAGCAGAAAACAUACCUUUUGAGUAUAACCAAACAGUGGGAAACCGAUUGAAAACUGUAAAAGAAACCCAUCAGUGUGAUAUUUAUGACAUUGUUGAUCUAAAAGUGAAAAUCAUCACCAAGUCUGAGAACAAACAAGCUGUACUGAAAAAUGACCUGCCAAUCUACAAAAUAGACACUGUUGUGGCUGAUGAAACUGAAGUUAUAAAAUUAGUCUUAUGGGAAGAGCUUAUAGAUUCAGUUCAUUCUGGAUUAUCAUAUCACUUUCAAAACCUGACUGUUAGAAUAUUUGACGAUGAGAAGUAUGUCAACUCUAAUGAAAUGACUACCGUUACACCAAUGCACGAUAUCCAAGUCCACAUGGAAAAUCCAGAAAUAAGGGACAAUUUACUGACAGGACGUUGUGCAAGUGUUAAAAUAACUAAGUCAAGCUCCUGCAUAGUAUGUAACAAAAGCCAAGAAGUUAACAAAGAGGAAGAAUUUGUCACCUGCAAGAACUGUGGGAUGACCACACUAGCAGAUACUUUUCAAAAAACUAAACUUAUUGGUCAAAUUUUCAUUUUGACACCUGAUAACAAGAUGCAAAAAUACACCUGUUUCACAGAUAGUAUCCAAAGCUUUUUGACAAUUAAAAGMUGUACAACACCAUUAGCAGAACUUGACCCAGCAGACAUAGAAAGAAUGAUUCUCAAAGCUGGCUCGUUACGCAUGAUAGCCUCAAACAGCACAAAAGUAAUUUCACAAUUCCUUCCAGAUUAAGUACAGUAGGUAAUUAUAUCAUUUCAUACCUACAUUAAUAUGUUACUCUGUUGUUUUCAAAUUUUAUUACGUUGUCAAAUUACUAAAUUUGAAAAUAUUAAAAACUGUUAUAUUGUUCAAAUUUUAUUACGUUGUCAAAUUACUAAUGAAAAUAUUAAAAACUGUUAUA